AUGGAGCCAGAAUCCAUAGAAAUUUGUCCUUAUAACCCACACCACCGAAUCCCACUCAGCAGAUUCCAGUACCACCUGGCAUCAUGCAGGAAGAAGAACCCCAAGAAAGCCAAAAAGAUGGCCAGCUGUAAGUACAACGCCUGCCAUGUGGUCCCCAUCAGAAAGCUGGCUGAACAUGAAGCUACCUGUGUUAACAGAAGCUCCCUGGAGGAAGAGGACACUUUAGGCCCUCUGCAAGUCAGUCUCCCACAGCCGCAAAACGAGGACACACCACAGAGUUUUGUUCCCCAAAAACUUGUUUGUGAAAGUGACACCCAAGAGUCAGGGGAGGAGACCAAUGCCCAGAAGAUCCUCAGACUAGGACCAGGAAGGCAAACUUCUAGCAGGAGGAAGAGGGCUCUCAAAUGCGUGGAUGGACCUCGCAUCUCAUCUGAAUAA
Molecule: messenger RNA, 438 nt
Organism: Arvicanthis niloticus (Nile rat)
Lineage: Eukaryota; Metazoa; Chordata; Mammalia; Rodentia; Muridae
Source: RefSeq, a predicted model, not a curated record